GCAACAACUACAAGUGUCAAGACAACUACAGCUGUCAAGACAACUAUGGGUGUCAAGACAAUCACCAACAACUCUGACCAAACUCAAAUGAAUCAAAUACAAUCCCAUCAUCACGCAUUCACUCCUGUUCAUAGAUGUCGGUUUGUUCAAUACUCUCCGUCUGCCAUCGUAUCUCUAGCAUUCGCUCCUUCUUCUACAAAACGACAACGUUAUCUUGCUGCUGCUCGUGCCAAUGGAAAUAUUGAACUAUGGAAUCCUCGUGGAAAAUCUUGGUUUUUGGAAAGAACUAUCCAUGGAUCUGCUGAAGCUCCCAUCGAAUCUGUAGUAUGGGUACAUCAAACUUCAUCCGCUGAACCCGAUUCAACUUCAACUCACGAGGUCGACUCUUCAAUCACUCCAUCACACUUUAGUCCUCUUCGUCUGUUUUCUGCUGGCUUGACUGGCUUGAUCACUGAAUACAAUUUAUCCUCUCUUUUACCUCGAUAUGAAACUGACUCGUUUGGUGGUCCAAUUUGGUGUAUGGCCGUCAAUCACGCUCAAUCACAUUUGGCUGUUGGCUGUGAAGACGGCUACGUUCGUAUUUUUAAAAUAUUGCCCUUGGAAACUAUUCAAACUCACGGCCAUUUGGAAUUCGUUUCAACAAUUGAAAAACAAUCAGGUAGAGUCAUGUCCCUGGCAUGGCAUCCAUCUGACACUUUUCUUGUCGUCGGAUCCGUCAAAAACACUAUCCGAAAAAUCUCAGUCGCUACCGGUCGUAGUGUACAUCGCAUGACACUCGAUACAGUUCGUGGUGAAGACACGAUCGUUUGGGAUCUGAAAAUCAUCGCUCCAACUUUGCCUGGUGCUUCAUCCCCCUCUUUUCUUAUAGUUGCUGCUGAUUCUCUCGGUUACAUCACAUUUUGGGAUUGGAAUACUGCUACAAUGCGUAAAUGUGUCAAGGCACAUGGUGCCGAUGCACUGUGUUUGGCUUCCAAUGCUGCUGGAACUCGUGUGUUUUCCGCUGGUGUGGAUCAUUCCUCUUUGGCUACUACACACUCCAACUCAUCUAAACGAGCUCCUGUAUCAAAAACAAGCUGGGUUGUGUCGGGCCAAAAACGAUUCCACACUCACGAUGUUCGUGCUCUUCUUUAUAUUGAAGAUCGUCCAUUUGAUUCCAUCGUGUCGGGUGGUGUAGACACAUCUCUUAUAUUUUCAUCUCCUGGCUCUUCUUUUAACAAGAUGAAGCAACAGCGCAUGCCUCUUUUUCCUCAUCGUCCAUUGGUCUCAAUUGCUCCUGAUGUGCGUCUUGUUAUGGCUAGAUUUGAUGAUCAUGUCAAUAUAUGGCGUUUGGCUGACAUUAACCCACGACUAGACCACACUGGUCACAAGCAUCUCAUGACCAUCAAGUUUAAAGGAAAAACUAAUCUUGUUGCAAGUGCAAUCUCCAGUAAUGGUGCUUGGAUUUGCUUGUCAGACCACUACACUGUAAAACUUUACCGUGUUAGUUUCCCAUAUGAAACUUCAACCAAAACCGACGAAUCCAAUCCCACUGGUUCGCCCAUUAUUAAACGUGCCAAAAAAUUCCACAUUGUAGGUGGAGCAAGCUGUGUUUUGUUUUCUCCAGAUUCAAGCAAACUGAUUGUUGCUGGAACGGACUCGAUUGUCAGAGUGGUUGAUUUGGAAAUGCAGUUGAAUGGUUCGUUUAAAAUUGCUGCAGAAUUUAAUCAACAUGCUGGCGAUGCCUCCAAAAGCGACAUGUAUAGUGUCAAUCAAUCCGACUCUGUCAAGGCUUGUGCUGGUAUUCUUUUGAUUUCUAUCUGUACCCAUUCAAAAUACAUGGCAACGGCAGAUGUGCUCAAUCGUGUUUAUGUUUACAAUCUUGAAUCUCUUCAAUUGCAUUCAACUCUUCCUGUAUUCACAUCGCUCCUUACAUCCAUGACAUUUCAUCCAGGUAUGGCACAGCAGUAUCAAGAAACGACCCAACUUCCCAUUUUUUCACCUACGCUUAUUCUCACAUCCAUGGCCAAUGAGCUUAUCAUGUACGACAUUGGCAGCGAAAGUAAUCCUGGUAAAAUAAGUGACUGGUCUCGACUCAACUCACAUCGUCUUCCUGAAGCCUUUGUGGAGCGUCGCGAAAGCGUCAUGGGCGUAUGUGUCGAUCCAAACAUGCCAAUGCGAUUGGUUGUAUGGGGUGCUUAUAUGGUCUGUUUUGUAGAUCUAAGUGUUGGAUUGGAAGCCGUCAGUCACAAAAGCAAAAACAAUCUCAAGCGUGUAUCCAACGCUGUUAACAAUCAAGAUAUAGAGACUACCCAGACACACGAGGGAAAAAAGAAUACGAAACAUGCUUCUACAGCUCAUGGCACACAAGUCACUCUUCGUAAAGGAUUUGUCAUGGAUACGCGAUACCAGUCCAUCAUGUAUAUGGAAUACGCUGGUUCUGAACUUGUAGUCAUUGAACGGCCUGUAUUGCAUGUAUUGGCUACACUGCCUGUUGCAUUCUACAAACACAAGUACGGCACUUGA
Molecule: messenger RNA, 2502 nt
Organism: Batrachochytrium dendrobatidis JAM81
Lineage: Eukaryota; Fungi; Chytridiomycota; Chytridiomycetes; Rhizophydiales
Exons: 5
Coding region: 46-2502 (818 amino acids)
Biological process (GO): maturation of SSU-rRNA from tricistronic rRNA transcript (SSU-rRNA, 5.8S rRNA, LSU-rRNA)
Cellular component (GO): small-subunit processome; t-UTP complex; 90S preribosome
Molecular function (GO): RNA binding; protein binding
Source: RefSeq, a predicted model, not a curated record